Molecule: messenger RNA, 1896 nt
Organism: Folsomia candida
Lineage: Eukaryota; Metazoa; Arthropoda; Collembola; Entomobryomorpha; Isotomidae
Exons: 4
Coding region: 91-1656 (521 amino acids)
Source: RefSeq, a predicted model, not a curated record
UCAUUCAAACUCCACAUUUUCAUCUUCUCUCCUUCUUCCUCAUCACUUGUUUUUAUUUUUCUCUGACUAAGAGAGACAUUUUUUUGAAACAUGGAUCGUUUCGUCAAGCGGCUAAGUGCCACCCCCACUCUGUCAACCUCCACCUCCACUAUUUCUUCCGGAAUGGACACUCCUCCCCCUUCACCCGCUGAACAACCCCCCGAGAAGAAAAAGAAGAGUUCUGUCAAAAUUAAGGCUGUACCCCCAAUAAGAGAUACUUCCGUCGACUGGAAGAACAGGCUCACAUUGAGUGAGGACAAUGAGGUCGGAUUCCUCAACUCUCAAGAAGAAUUUGAGAAUUUGUACAGUGAGGGUCCACCCACCCCCUCGUCAUCUAGUACUUUCCUCAUGCCGAGCAGAAAGACAGAAUCUCCUCUCUUCACAGUUCGGAUGGAGAUUUUUCACCAUCUUCAAGUGAAACAUCCCUUCGUAGAGUUCAACUUCGACACGAUGGAGUCAACCUCACAAUAUAAGGAUCUCAUGGCGGUUUGGAAUGCACAUUUCAAAAAGUAUGAGAAGAGCGACGCUUGGAAAGCUGCUUGUCCUCCCGGUAUCACAAUCAUCCAUGAAAAUCAACCAGUGGGGGUAAAGUUUGAUGGGGGGAGAUUAUUCUACAAAGUCAGGAAGGUGGGGGACAAAUUUAACUGGAACGAGGGCUCAGGUUCCAAAUGCAAAUCAGAAAAUUGCGGUGAUAAAAGAAUUCUGGGUGAGUUCUGUCGCAAGCAUGCAAUUGUGAAGAGGGAGAUUCUUCUGAUUAGGGACGUAGCAGAUUUAGAAAAAAUUAAUAUUGCAAUUGUUCAUCCACAAGCAAGGAAGACUAAAUUUAAUGAUCUCAACAUCAAUGCUACUUUGGGGGGAUCAAGCUACGACCGGACGAGUAUUAGUAAAUAUAUCGCCAAUUCACCAACAGCAUGGUUUGUAAUCGAGAAGCGUUGGGAAUAUCUACCCGAGGAGAGUGUAAAAAUGUUUCAAAGUUUAGAGAUUCAAAUGUCUCUCAUGGUGUCACUACACAACUCUGUCACUACAGAACCAAUGGAACAAAUUCAUUUCAUAAACUCCGACAUCACCACAAACGAAGGGAACUUAGCUGAGGUCAAGAAAGGUUUGGAAUUAAACGACAUGUGGUUUGGAAUUGGAGACGACGACAACUCACUUAAUUUCGCACAAUCUCCCUAUCGUCCCACCAAUUUCAGCAACACUCUUCCAUUUGUAUACGUGGGUGACAACAAUGAGGGUGGUUAUCGCUUUGGAGAGGAUCACGCAGUUUUCCGUACAUCAGUUAUUAAAGGAGCACGAGGUCAUGCAACCCAAAUAACAACGAUGCAGGGGGUCGAUCCCAAGAACAUUCAUCAAGUGUUUCAAUCCAACUACACCACGUCCACAACAGAAGAAAUGUUACAAAACGCGAAGGAAGUUGAGACCUUGGGACACCAAAGUGUUGUCGUUGCUCAAAUGUUGGAGAUGAAGUCGGUUAACGGGAACAAUGUUUACAAUCUCGCGGAGAAGUUCACUCAUUAUGAUAGUGGUUGGGACGGUGCUAUAUUUCAUGAUUUGGUUGUGAUGAUGACAGGUAAAGAGAUUGUUGUAAAGAAAGAUAAAUUUAAAACUGUUUCGUAACAUUGUUGUCACCCACGAAUGUUAAGUAUAUGGUGCCUAUUUAUAAGACUGUUGGGGUUGGGGAGAAAGAGAGACAGAUUUUAGAUAUUGAUAAAAUGAAGAAGGCGGAUGUUCACACGAAAGUUUAUGAGAAGGUUGUAAUUAAUUGGAUUUAAGAGUACUUAGUAAACUGAUGUUUUUUCCGGUUUUUGUUAUACUAAUAAAAUGUUGUUGAUAUAAACCCAGAAAGAUUAUGUAGGA